Molecule: messenger RNA, 1096 nt
Organism: Beta vulgaris subsp. vulgaris (sugar beet)
Lineage: Eukaryota; Viridiplantae; Streptophyta; Magnoliopsida; Caryophyllales; Amaranthaceae
Exons: 2
Coding region: 396-785 (129 amino acids)
Source: RefSeq, a predicted model, not a curated record
AUCCAGAUUUGCACAUUCCUGCAAUAGGGGGUAAAAAAAAGAACGAAAAAAACACGCUCAGCACUCAGCAGACGCGUGAACAUUUUGGAAAAAAAACGCUGAAGAGAGACUGAGAGAAACCCUAAACUCGCGAAGGAGGGACGACGACCGACGACGUCGACCGCACAUUCGAAUUCGUCGGAGCCGACGACGACGAGCGGUUGCCAAGUCACGAAGAGGAAGCGACGCUGCGAAGUGCGAGCAGUGGCGAGCCUGCGACGGAGUCAGGAGUGAGGAGACGAAUAGGAAGCGACGCUGCGAAGCCACCGCCACCACCCGCGUCCAAUCGCCGUCGCCGACCUCCCGAGACGCCCACUUCAGUCAGUCAACUCUUUGUGGGUUGAUCUCAAGGAUUUAUGGCAAGCAAGGCCGUGAAAACCGUAGCGAAAGCAGCCACUGGAUACCAAUAUCCUUGGCAGGAGAAGCUAGUGAAGUAUAAAGACGAGCUUACCAAAGGUGUUUGGGGUUACUGGGAGCUCGGGGCAUGGAAGCCUUUGGGUAUAAGUGCUCGUCAUCGUGCUAGACUCCGUAAAGAAGUUCUAGUCGCAGGACAAGACUGGCCCUACGAUCCGGAGAGGAAAGAAAUGAAAACCAAGAGGAAAGGACAUAAGGUUGAUCGAAUUGCAGCCGAGAAGCGAGCUCAAACUGCUGAAUUGAUGAAGAAGAUGCCACAAAUGUUGCUCGACUACAAGAAGCGUAGAUGGGAGAAGAAGAUGAAGGCAGAGGAGGAUGCUGCCAAGAAAUAAGAAAUAGGUCUAAUUGAUCUUGAAGAUCUUAGCUCUUUUCAUCCUAGUCUUUAGUGAUCAGUAGAAACACUUGUGUCUUUACCUUUUGGGAUCAUUCACAAUAUUUGCUUGAUGCUGAGUUUUUUAGGAACUUAUCUCUUCAAUAAGGGAUAUGGAAUCAAACUCUUUUUUUCUAGUGAGAGAUUAUGUAUGCAUCUCUCGCCUAGAUCCCACUUUCAGCAAUUUGCUAAGGUUUUAGUUGCCAUCUCAUUAUAUCUCAUGUACGAGGUUACUUCAUCAAUUUUUAACAGUGACAAAAGUCAAUAUUGUAA